Messenger RNA from Branchiostoma belcheri (Belcher's lancelet), 3213 nucleotides. RefSeq names its product ral guanine nucleotide dissociation stimulator-like 1. Gene Ontology annotation, molecular function: guanyl-nucleotide exchange factor activity. The transcript is spliced from 17 exons. The coding region runs from base 132 to 2255 and encodes 707 amino acids. Lineage: Eukaryota; Metazoa; Chordata; Leptocardii; Amphioxiformes; Branchiostomatidae. Gene Ontology annotation, cellular component: plasma membrane. The record is from RefSeq and is a predicted model, not a curated record. Gene Ontology annotation, biological process: positive regulation of GTPase activity; Ras protein signal transduction.
GUGUGCCAAAAGAAACUCUUGUUCUCUAGAAAAACGACGCCUUCUUCGAGGACUUUAAAGACGUAUAGAGCAAGAAUGGGGAACUGACAGAACCUACAAGGGGUGUGUGUGCAACUGCAGUCGCAUCGAGGAUGAAUUUCUUCAGCCGGCACAGCGACAGGGGUGAGAACAGUCGAGAGUGGGGAGAGGAGAAGGAGGAUGGAGUCAUCUACACAGUCAGUCUGAAGAAGGUUCGACAUCAGACCACAACCACUUCUCUACAGAAACUAACUCACGGGGAAAAUUGGUUUCAACCUCUACAGUGGGAAACGAUGAAGCUUCGCACGCUGAAGGCGGGAACUGUGGAGAGACUGGUGGAGAACCUGGCACCUGAGGAUGUGGAGGACCAGGACACCAACUCCAUGCACCUCAACGUGUUCCUGGCUACUUACCGGGCCUUUACCACAGCUGACCAAGUCUUAGAUAUUCUCUUUAGAAGAUACAAAGAAUAUAAAGAAUGUAGAAGAAGAGGAGAAAAUGGAAAGGACAGCAGACAUGAUGUUUGUAGAAUAAUCCAGUCUGUGCUGUGUAUCUGGAUGGACAUCUACCAGGAUGACUUUGAUGAGCCGCCUGCAUACCGGCUGCUGCACCGCGUGCUGGAGUUCGCCGAGGCUCAGAUGUCGGACGGGGAGCUGGCGCGACAGACCAGACACAAGCUGGACAGACUCCGCAGGAGCCAGGCACUCAAGUCACAGCAGAAAGUCUCAGUGCCCAAUGGUCACCACCUGACCAGCAGUGAGGAUGUGUUGUUCAUCGAGAACUCAGACCCUGACCAGCCCCUAGACUUUGACACCAUCUCUGUACAGACCAUGGCAGAUCAGCUCACCUACAUGGAUGCGGAGUUGUUUAAGAAAGUCGUGCCUCAUCACUGCCUCGGCUCUGUCUGGUCCCGGCGCGACAAGAAGGGCAAGAGCACGACAGACGCUCCGACGGUCAAGGCCACCAUCGCUCAGUUCAACGCCGUUUCGUUCCUGGUGAUUGCCACCAUCCUGAGAAACACCUGCAGCUCUACAGAAGACAGGGUCAGGAUCAUCGAGAAAUGGGUAGAUAUAGCACAGGAGUGUAGAAUUCUGAAGAACUUCUCUUCGCUGAAAGCCAUCAUCUCUGGUCUUCAGUCCAACCCCAUCUACAGACUGUCAGAGACAUGGGCAGCUGUCUCAAAGGAAAAGUCAGAAGAGUACGAGGAACUAUGCACGAUUUUCUCAGAAGAAAAUAACCAGAUGACGUGGAGAGAGAUCCUGGUCAAGGAGGGGACGGCUAAGUAUGCAGACACGAGUAGUACAAAAGUGAAGCAUGUCAGAAAAGAGAGCGCGCAGAAAAUACAGGCCCAGAGAUUAUCGGGUGUGAUGCAGGGCACAGUGCCAUAUUUGGGGACGUUCCUGACAGACCUGAUGAUGCUGGACACGGCCAUGCCAGACACAGUCGACACCAACCUCAUCAACUUCGAGAAGAAGAAAAAGGAGUUUGAGGUGUUGGCACAGAUCCAGCUCCUUCAGAAGACAGCCCAGAACUACAACAUCGUCCCUGAGCCUAGCUUUAAGGCCUGGUUUGACAGUGUGGAGCAUCUCAGAUACGAGGAAAGUUACCGCCUAUCGUGUGAGGUCCAGCCCCUGUCAGACUCCAUGUCUCCUCCUGCCCAGGGCAGCCGCAAGGAAAGAAGUCUCAGGAAGAGAAUAAGCAGAUUGUUCAGCACAAGUGACUGGGAGACGAGUAGUGCCAACUCCAACACGUCCCAGUCUGAGGACAGAGUCAGCGAAACCAGCAUGCCUGACUCUCCGGACAGUCUCGUGCCAGAGAAGAUGUCAGCCUCCUCCUCGUCCUCUUCGCUGACGUCCCUUGAGAUGUCGACUUCACCGUACAAGAACUACGACUCGUCCAGUAACUGUGUCAUCCGAGUCAGUCUGAGCGGGGAGUCGGACAACAUAUACAAGAGUGUGCUGCUCACCCACCAAGACCACACACCCGGGGUGAUCAAGAGCCUGAUGAGCAAGUUUAACCUUGAUGCCGAAGAAGCUGAAGAAUACAAGCUGGUCCAGAAGCUGCCUGAUGGAGAAUUGCAGAUUCCCGAUCACGGUAACUGCUUCUACGCCAUCAACCAGUCCGUAGAACCCAACUUCAUCUUGAGAAAGAAGUCGGAAGAAGGGGAGCUGCACAGAAAGUCCAAGAAGCGUACGACCUUGAGAAAACUCAUGGAGGUCGUUUCAACUCAGACUUAGAACUUCUUGUACCAGACGACUUCUUUGUUUAGAGAUGGGAGGAGCUUGUGACUGAAUCACAAGUGAAACCUUUGGUAACCCUGGAAGUGUGAUUUCUCAAAAGUUAGUCAUACGUGAGCCGCGCUGGUUAUGUAAUACCGGACAAAAAUAUCUUUACAAUAACCAGGAAAAGACAAUAUAUUCUUAUGUGGUCUUGUUGGCUGUCUUUCAAUGCAAUGUCUGGUGGCCAGUAUUUUGUCAAGAGAUUUUUGUGCAACACGAGUCAAAUUUGUAUAGUGUGUUGCUGACCAAGUGGAAAAGAAAGUGUUUUGUAUGUCUUUGUAAAACUUUGAACUUUCUGCAAAAUAUUUGUCAAAUCUUUUUAGCUUUUAGUAAUAUUUAGCUACUUUAGCACCAUCUUUCUUCUUCUGUUUGUCUUUAAGUCUUAUCUAUGCCUUAAAGAUUUCUAUGUGUUCUUCUUGUGUAUCUGUUUGCCAGGGAACUAAGUUCACUGGAUGUCUGGACUUGCUGUUGACCUCUGACAUCAGGUCAUGACCUUUAACACUAGGUCAUGACCUAGGUUGUGAUGUAAAUAUUUACAUUACUGACCCUUUCUCUUGUUUUUACUGUAUAUGCUGCAUAUUUUUGCCGUUCAAAUAUAGUUCUGUGCCAACCUGUAUAUUAAGCACUAUUAAAUGAUGCAAGAAUACUAAGAAUGGUGCCUUUCUGCAAUAGCACCAGAAAAGCCAUUGAAAUUAAGACUUUAUUAUUAUUAUUAACUGCCAUUUCAUGAGAGCCAUAGUAACAAUGAUGAAGGAAAUGUUAUUGUAUAGUGGUGGUCCUUGUAAAGAUAAUGUAUAUUAUUGUCAAGUCAAAUUGAAAUUGCAAGGUGCAACAACAGAUGUAAUAUUCUUCUAACGUUGUUAUAUACUACUUGUAUUAUGCAUGUAAGGCACACACAGAUUUUUCAUCAUCAUCU